UUUUCAAAUCAUUUACAGCUGAGCAAGGCAUUUUGUUUACACAUUCGUUGAUGCUGCAAAACGUUAUUACAUUAUAAAUAAAACAACUAAAUUAUAAACUUAUGAAUUAUGUCUACGGUUAGCGCCGAUUAUGAAGAUCAACAAACCGAUAUAAGCUUAGGCGUGCGGAAAAAAGUCAGCAUUGUAUGGCGAUAUUUCGAAAAGUUAGACAGGUUGCGAGUGCGCUGCAGACUCUGUCGCCAUGAGCAAAACUAUCAAGGCACAACAGGAAAUAUUUUACGGCAUUUGAAAAAUAAACAUAAUAUUGACGCCACUCUUAAAGGGCAACAAGCUAAUCCCAACAUGGCUAGUAAAUUCGUAAAAGAAAUUGAAGAAAAGUCAAACGGCAGAACGGUGGACGAGGAUUGCAGCGAAAGUGAUUUUCUUAAAAUAGAACCCACAGAUGUAAGCUCCUCAAGUCGAAGAGUAGAUGAUAUGAAAAGUAAAGACACACUUGACGAAGAAUUGGAUCCAUAUACGGAUAAUGCUUUGUUUUAUAAUUAUGUUGAGGAUCCAACGGGUAAGAGCAAUGGUUUAAACAUGGACGGAAAUAAAAAAUUAACCGCUGAAGAAGAGCGAAUAAUGGCUGAAAUAGAAUAUUUCCGUGAAAAAGCUGGUUACUAUAGGAUGCAAAAGAAUCUCGUAGCGUUACAAGCAAAAAAGAUUAAACAUGAACUUAAAAAUUUAUAACGAUUUUGGAUCGUUAACAUUUUCGGAAGUUAUCCACCGUCGACAGCACAAAUAUGUUUUAGGUUUUUCCAAUAUUAUACAAUGAACUAGAAUAAGGUUGAUCGUAAGAUUAUGUUUUUCUGUUUUUGCUUUUGUAUUCAUGCUUCAAUAUAUUUUUAUAUAAAAGAAAUAUGAGAAUCGCUUAAACCAAUAGCCUUAAUAGUUAUUAAACCUUUGUUUUUGGCAGUUAAUAAAA
Messenger RNA from Bactrocera dorsalis (oriental fruit fly), 964 nucleotides. RefSeq lists its product as uncharacterized. The record is from RefSeq and is a predicted model, not a curated record. Lineage: Eukaryota; Metazoa; Arthropoda; Insecta; Diptera; Tephritidae. Gene Ontology annotation, molecular function: DNA binding. The transcript is spliced from 3 exons. Bases 109 to 729 code for a protein of 206 amino acids.